AUGUCCGCGAAAGUUGCAAACGCAAACCGCUCCUUUCCUCUCCACCCCUUCCAUUCCAACCCUCUACAGUCCCGCGACGAUGUUGUUGCGGCGGUCGCGUCGCUGCUUGAGCCCCUCCAUGGUGGGGCCUCUCCAAAACAUUCCAUGGUAAAAGUCGGCGCGACGGGAACAAGAUUCGAUGAGACGGCUGCACAGGUAGAGGGCUAUGCGCGACCGCUGUGGGCACUUGCGCCGUUGCUCGCCGGCGGCAGCACGUAUGCUGGCACAGACAAGUUUGUUGCAGGUCUUGUCGCGGGGACAGACCCUGAGAGCGAGGAGUUUUGGGGUUACAUGGAAGACCAGGACCAGCGCAUGGUUGAGGCGUGUCCCAUUGGGUACACGCUUGCCAUUGCGCACAAGGACUUCUGGGACCCGCUCACCGAUGCGCAGAAGAAGAACGUGGAGACGUGGCUCGGUAGUAUGAAUGACAAAGACAUGCCCAACACCAACUGGCUGUGGUUUCGUGUGUUUGCAAAUCUGGGCCUUGCCGCGAACGGCGCGAAGUGGGAUACGGAGAGGAUGGAGAAGGACAUCAAGCAGCUGAAUACGUUUUACCGCGGCGAUGGCUGGAGCAACGACGGACCCGAAGGAUAUCGCCAGAUGGACUACUACUCCGGCAGCUUCGCGAUCCAAUACCUACAACUCCUCUACGCCAAACUAGCCGCAGAUACGGACCCCACGCAGGCAGAAGAAUACAAGUCUCGCGCGCGGCAGUAUGCCCUCGACUUCGUGCAUUACUUUGACCCGGAGGGCCGUGCCAUCACCUUCGGCCGCUCUCUCACCUACCGCUGGGCCAUGGUUGCCUUCUGGGGCUCCGUCGUCUUCGCCGACGUCGAGCUCCCCGCGCCCCUCUCCUGGGGCGUCGUCAAGGGAAUCUGGCUGCGCAACCUCCGCUGGUGGACUACCCAACAAGACAUCUUCCAGCCAAACGGCCUCCUCUCCAUCGGCUACUCCUACCCAAACACCUACCUCGCCGAGAACUACAACUCCCCCGGCUCCCCCUACUGGUGCAUGCUCGCCUUCGCGCCCCUCGCCCAGCCUGUGUCCCACCCCUUCUGGCAGGCAAAAGAAGAACCGCACCCCUUUGGCAACGAUAGAAUCGCCCGCCCCCUGCCGCACCCCCGCCACAUUGUCGUCCGCAGCGGCGGCCACUCGUUCCUCCUCUCCUCGGGCCAGUCUUGCCACUACCCGCUCAAAAACACGCAAGCCAAGUACGGCAAGUUCGCCUACUCCUCCGCCUUCGCCUACUCGGUGUCCACCGGGUCCUACACCCUCGAGCAGUUCGUCCCGGAGUCAUCCCUCGCGCUGUCCGACGACGGCGGCGAGCUCUGGAAGAUGCGCCGCGCGCUGCACGGCGACAGCGAAAUCGAGACGCACGACGGCGGCCCCGUGCUCGUCUCGUCCAUGAAGCCCUGGCCCGACGUCGACGUCCUCACGUACCUGGUCCCGCCCGCGCAGGACACGCCCAACUGGCACAUCCGCGCGCACCGCGUCCGCACCGCCCGCCCGCUGCUCACCGCCGAGGGCGCAUUCGCCGUAUACGGCUCCCGCGCGGCAGACGGCAGGAAUCUCAUCAACCUCGACGGCAGCAUCGCGCUGGACAAGGCGAUCCCGGAGGGCUGCACGGCGGACGGCACGUCCUCGCUCGCGGUUUCGCCGCGCUCGGGGGCCGUCGGGAUCGCGGAGCUGGUCCGGGGAGAGCGCGCGGGUAGCAUUCUACUGGCCGAUGCGAAUAGCAAUCUUGAGCAUGCGCGGACGGUGCUGCCGACGGUGCAGGGCGCGCUAGAGGCUGGGACGACGACGUGGUUCGUCAGCGCGGUGUUUGCGGUGCCGGCGAGCGUGGAGGGGUGGGAGCAGAGUUGGGAGGAGGGGUGGGGGAAGAGACCGGUGGUGCCGACGUGGUUGAGGAGUAAGAUUGAGGGGCGGUGGGAUUAG
Molecule: messenger RNA, 1974 nt
Organism: Paraphaeosphaeria sporulosa
Lineage: Eukaryota; Fungi; Ascomycota; Dothideomycetes; Pleosporales; Didymosphaeriaceae
Exons: 1
Coding region: 1-1974 (657 amino acids)
Source: RefSeq, a predicted model, not a curated record